This is a messenger RNA of Daphnia magna, 2883 nucleotides long. Its product is annotated as transmembrane protein 245. The transcript is spliced from 9 exons. The record is from RefSeq and is a predicted model, not a curated record. Lineage: Eukaryota; Metazoa; Arthropoda; Branchiopoda; Diplostraca; Daphniidae. The coding region runs from base 209 to 2674 and encodes 821 amino acids.
GAAAGAACAGACGCAUUUUGUGUCAAUAUACAAGUUUGAGAAACGUUCGAUCCUUCCAAACUAUUUGAGUUAUCUGGUGCCAUGAAUUUCAUUAAGUUUGCGCGGUUGAUCGCUGUAGUGUACAACACAGCUGUUUCUCGUUGUAGAACCAAGCGAAUGUCACAUCAUUGAAACUCAAAUAUUGAACGCCAGAAAAAGAUCCCUGAAAAUGAAUACUCCAGAUCUACGGUCACCGUUUGUGGAACGGGUCAUCAGUCUACUUCCUAGAGGUCAUGAAGAGGCCAUGAAACAAGCAUUUUAUAAUGUGGCUGCUAUUUUCCUUUUCAUCCUAAUGGCAGGUGCCACAAUGGCUGUUUAUUUCAUCUUGGAACCUUUUGUCAAACCCCUUUUGUGGGCCAUCCUAGUUGGCUCCGUUUUGCAUCCCGUAAAACAGAAAUCAGUGGUUGUCACCAGCAACUGGCUUUCUGAACUGAGGGAAGCUAACACUCUUCUCAUCUUUGGUUUCCUGUCAGUUCCUUUGCAAGUCAUUAAUAAGAGUGCUGAAUGGAUGGGCACCACACUAGUAAAUAAUUUGAAACCUAUACUCAUACUUACCAUCAGUUUCCCAUUAGUCCAUAUAAUCAAACAAUAUUAUUCAUUUUCUGAUUUUGUUUAUUUAUAUGAUCAUUUUUCUGGUGUUGUUCAAAACAUUUCAUUUUCAGCUGACAUUCUUCUCCAGCCAAUUGUUGCAGCAAGUUUUCUUGGAUUAGUGGGAAUGAUUAUAACUGUAAUAAGGCAUCAGAGACAUGAUGUUCCUGUUAUACUUGGCUGGAUACUAUUCUUUGUUGUUAUUGUUAUCUCUCUUGGUUCAUGGAGUAUUCUUGUAAUAGUCCCUUUAUUAGUUUUAAUAAUUAUCUCCUUUGCAAUUCAAUGGGGUUGGCUCCUUGAAGAAAGUCCUAGCACCAACAACCAAAAUCCUAACAAACCUUACGAAAAUGACGAUGUUGCCCUAAACGUCAGCACUCCAAAAUUCCAAAGCAGUUUGACUCGCUUGAUGAAAAGUCAUAUAGUCGCUUCUGCCCUUUCUUCCCUCACCACUCCAACAGCUCCGGAAGAUAAAAAAUUGAAGCCAUCUUCUAGUAACCGUUACAUAAUCCGAGCUCUAUGGGCAUGUCUUGCUGUCCAACUCUGGAGGCACAUGUGGUUGCUCCAUUUCGUUCCGUUACCCCUCGUAUACUUCAUCGUGAAAGCUUGGGGCUCUUACUUCAACAUCUGGAGUUUUUUGGAUUUUCACAGAUCGAGAAUGACUGAUUAUAUUUCACGGUGUUUCACAGAACACAUAGAUCAACUUUUCCCCAUGCCACUUCAACGCAUCUACAAGGCAAUAGUAUACUUGGAUCGAAUUCUCAUUGGCCGUAUCAUUCAACAACUAGAUGCAAUUGUGUCGGUGCUCAUAAUUUUUCUUGUGGUUGUACUAGCCAUUCUUGCGUCAGUUUUCGCUGCUGUACAGAUAUACGGUGAAAGCGUUCAUUUAUUACGGUUCGGAACUAGUUUGGCCAAUCAAACACUAAACAAUCCAGAAGCACGUCAAUGGCUUCCGCACGGCGUCGAUCAAAUGAUCGAUCUUGGGUCUGUGGUUGACAACGCUUAUUCUUAUGGAAAAACAGGAAUUACCACAUUGGUAGUGAACAGCAUAACUGAGAAAGAUCCAGCGCGGGCAGCUCAAAUCGAACGAAUAAUAUCCGAAGCACUAGAUCGUGUACAGCGGGCAUGGCUAACUCAAGGAGAAACUCCACCAAUUACGAAAUUAUUUUCAGCUUCAGCCGACAACAACUUUCAUUCAAAUGCCACAAAGCCACCGUUACUCCGACGCUUGUCUCAAGAUUUUUUAAAUGUAACCGUGUUAAUGAAUUACGGUCGAGAAAACAUAGGAUCCAUCUUUUCGAUUCUUGAUUCGAUAUGGACUGUACUAAAGGGUAAUUUGAGUCUUGUAUUCAAGUCUACCACCGCCAUCUUGUCAAUUCUGAUGGGUGGUGGAACUGCAAUUUUAAAUUUUUUCGUCAAUGGGGUCGUAUUUCUGACUGCGCUCUACUAUUUGUUGGUUGCCAGUGAUUCACAAUAUAAACCUAUAGAGAUGGUUAGUUUCUUGAGUCCAGGAGGAGGAAAUACACUAGGUACUGCAAUGGAAGAGGCUAUCAAUACUGUUUGUAUGGCUUCUCUUAAACUAGCCGCCUUUUACGGUUUGUGGACAUGGCUUAUUCAUACAAUCUUUGGCGUCAACUUUGUGGUUAUCCCAGUUGCUUUGGCGGCUCUGCUAGGAGCUGUGCCUUUCCUUGGCACUUACUGGGCUGCCCUUCCAGCGGCGUUGGACCUUUGUCUCGCCCAGAGUCGUGGAGUUGAAGCUUUGCUGCUGAUUUUUUUCCAGUUUGCUCCGACCUUGCUGAUUGACGCGUCUUUCUAUGCCGAAAUCAAAGGAGGUGGGCAUCCUUAUCUAACAGGCUUAGCCGUAGCAGGUGGCAUAUUUUGGUUAGGAUUCGAAGGAGCUAUAAUUGGGCCUCUCCUUCUCUGUGUUCUGCUUGUUGCUGUUAGCAUGUACACUGCGCUUGUUCAAACUGAAGCUCAAGCACCUUCAGUCACGGAAAGUAAUGCUCGGUGGUUCCACCGCCGUCUACUAAGGACCGACACCGUUGGUUAAUUCCUAUGAAAUAGUAUUUAAAAGAAAGAAACUUUAUUUGCCCAACUGUGGUAACUCUUCCGUCAAACUUAUUUCUCGUUCUAUAGAUAAUAAAGCGCAAUGUAAUGGACCGGUCUAAGUCGUGAAAAACCUUUACGUGAUAAACAAUUUGGUCAUGCUAUAUUUUGGUUAUGUUGUCUUUUGCGCAAUAAAUAUUGGCCCUCCCAUUC